This is a messenger RNA of Gekko japonicus, 966 nucleotides long. RefSeq names its product olfactory receptor 51I2-like. Bases 1 to 966 code for a protein of 321 amino acids. Lineage: Eukaryota; Metazoa; Chordata; Lepidosauria; Squamata; Gekkonidae. The transcript has a single exon. Gene Ontology annotation, cellular component: membrane. Gene Ontology annotation, biological process: G protein-coupled receptor signaling pathway. The record is from RefSeq and is a predicted model, not a curated record. Gene Ontology annotation, molecular function: olfactory receptor activity; G protein-coupled receptor activity.
AUGGAGAAUGCUCAUCUUCAUGGAGCCCCUGAAAACCGGAGCCGUGUUCCUCCCGUGUUCAUCCUGACCGGCAUCCCGGGAUUAGAAGCUAGGAGCAUCUGGGUCGCUGCCCUUUUCUGCUCCCUGUACCUCCUGGCAAUUCUGGGAAACAGCCUUAUUCUCCUUGUGGUCGUGAAGGACCAGACCCUGCGCAAGCCCAUGCACCUUUUCCUCUCCAUGCUGGCUGGGAGCGAGCUGGGGAUCUCUCUCUCUUCUCUUCCGACCGUGCUGAACGUCUUCCUGCUUGAUGUCCGGGAGAUCGGGAUCGAUGCCUGUCUGGCCCAGAUGUUCUUCAUCCACUCCUUCUCCAUCAUGGACUCGGGAGUCCUCUGGGCCAUGGCCUUUGACCGCUUCGUAGCCAUCUACAACCCCCUCCAAUACGCCACCAUCCUGACCAACUCCCGGAUCGUUAUGAUAGGUUUGGGGGUUGCUACGAGGAGCAUCGUCCUAAUGAUACCCUUGCCCGCUCUCCUGCGGGGACUGCCGUUUUGCAGACCCAACGUCCUCGCUCAUCCCUACUGUUUGCAUUCCAAUUUACUCCGCCUGCCAUGCGCUGACAUCACAGUGAACAGCCGAUGCGGUCUGUUUGUUGUCCUCUCUACUUUUGGGCUCGAUUCGCUGUGCAUUGUCCUCUCCUACAUCAUGAUCCUCAAGACGGUGCUGGGCAUGGCCUCGAAAGAAGGGCGCCUGAAGGCCCUCAACACCUGCGUCUCCCACAUCUGUGCGGUGGUGGUGUACUAUGUCCCUAUGAUCGGCGUGUCCAUGGCACAUCGUUUUGGCAAGCACGCUUCUCCUCAUCUUCACUCCCUCAUGGCCAAUGUCUACCUCUUGGUUCCCCCAGUCCUGAAUCCCAUCAUCUACAGCAUCAAGACCAAGGAGAUCCGCAAGGCGCUCAGGAAGUUCUUCUCUCAAAAAAGUUCUUUGUAA